AUGCUGGCACACAGCACACAGGAGGGUGGCAGGGGCAGCAGCAGGGGAUGGCAGGGGGAGGAGUUGUGUGAGCCUGACGUGGCAAGCACUGUUGGCGCUGGUGCCGUGACAGCUGGGCUUGUGGGAUUAGUUGCCACCCGUUUCUCGCCCGCCCAUCGCCUCAAGGCGGCUGCGCUGCACACCGUGGCCGGUGCUGCCCUUGCAUUCCCCCUGGGUGAGUCGCACCUCAUCUCCCCUUGCAUCCUCGUCUCCCCCCCAGCCACCCGUGCCUCGCCCGCCCAUCGCAUCAAGGCAGCAGCUCUCCACACCGUUCUGCCCUCGCCCUGGCCCUCCUGCACUCGGCGCUCUACUCCUUACUGCCCCAGCAGCACAGCACAGGAGCAGCACACGGCAGCAGUGGCGAGGGGGUAG
Molecule: messenger RNA, 411 nt
Organism: Closterium sp. Yama58-4
Lineage: Eukaryota; Viridiplantae; Streptophyta; Zygnematophyceae; Desmidiales; Closteriaceae
Source: the annotation of a GenBank genome assembly